AUGGCGUACAACGCCGUCGCUCAAGUCGACCACGAGGUGGCUUCUGUUUCUUCUGCUUCCGUAUCACCCAUGCCCUCGCCUGCUCAUGAACAUGCAUUCCAGCAGUUGCCGCUUGAUACUGAUCACAUCGGGGGAGGGAGCCACCUGGAAAUUGCCAAAACCGAAGACAACUCCGGAUUCGGUCAGUUAGGUUCGAUAAUCCGCUCCAUGACUUCUACUAGCUACGAUGUGGUGGAGGAUGAUGACUAUGAUGCCGAUCCUCCCGCCGAAGAGCGAUCCAACAGCCUCCGCAUUCCACCACUCAAUACGAAUGCGGCGCGACCUUCUUCUCCCGAGCGCCCCCUCCACAGCGCAUGUAGCGAGGUUUCCGUACCUCUCAGCCACCCUACCCCGGAUUUACAGUCGAUACAAGGAGCCUAUAAAGGAAAUGUAACGCGGUUGGAACAAAGCGCGGAGCAGCUGAGCUCGUGCUCCACGGACAUCGAGAGCGAGAUCCGUCGUAUCGACCAAGAACAAAAGCGACGCUCAGUUAGUUCCACGUCCAAUUCCAUUCACCGGAAUGGUGCAUUCUCUCCAGCAGGGACAAUUUCCUCCGCCCAUGGAUCGAAUGUAUCCCCGGCGCGUCAGCGCUCCGUCUCGGGGGCGCGUCUGGCUCAGCUCUCGGAGCCUGCGGGCCAUGGACAUGAGGAUGAAGUGGAUGAAUUUCCCGAGCUCCCUAAUCUACCACCGUCCCAACUUCUGUUCAAUACUCAGAGCGAUUACUAUUACGAUCAAUAUGUCCCACAAGGAGUUCCCGCAGAGGCGGAGGUGGAGCGCCGGGCUUCGGUCGCAUCGAACGAUACAUACCAGCAGGCGCGGACACUAUUCACCGACUUUGAUGGCGUCCAUUUCACACCAUCGGAACAGGGUCGCCAGGUUUCUUUGGAGCAGCCGCCACUCGCCCGCAAGCCGGAACAUUACAAACACCCGCGAGCAGGAGAGAAUAUGGUGUUUUAUCCCGCACCUGUACCACGUAUGCUGAACUUGCCACCGAAGUUGUCGCGCAAGGAAAACAUCGACCGGGAUAAGCGUCGUACAUACCUUGCAGGUGCCAUCGCUGCCGAUAAUAGAAAGUCGACUGCUGUGCUGCCUGACGCCGAACGAAGAGACCCACGAGAUAGCGAUAAACGCAAAUCGACAGUGCCACCACAUCUCCGUGCGAGCGUAUUUUUUGAUCAGCCGAGUACAUCACUCCAGGUCGAGGUUAAGCAGGAGUCUGCGGUUGCUACGCUGGAUAGCAUUUUGGACGCAUCUGCGAAUGCCCCCGUUUCAGCUUUCACUGAUCACCCUUAUGCUGGUCAUGUCGGCGCGUUCAUCUAUAACAAAUCAAAACGCAAGACCCUGACAAAAGAUCCGGCAGGGCAAAAGACAAGUCGUCUUUCACGAGCCACGAUGGGCGAGCCCUAUAACACUAAUUAUGUAGACGAGCAUGGAAACCCUGUCAAUCCGCGACAUGGAUCGGAAGCUGGGAAUGAUUCAGAUAGAAGCCAUGAUGAGGAAGGCCACGAGCGUGGGUCGGAAGGCACUGAGAGUGAAAGCGAUGAUCAAUCUGAAGACGAAGAGGAGUCGGAAGAUGAGGAAUUGGAUUAUGUCGGUCCACCGAACACCCUGAUUGCUGAAUUGGAGUUGCGGAAGCAUGAGUUGAAGCACCGACGCCGGACGGCGGUGCCCAUGCCUUAUCGUGGCAUGCAGACCACUUUGUUAGAAAUGGACGCAAGGGCCCAAAAGCAAAGCGACAAACGGCGGCAGCGCCGUGUCGCUUUGGCUUGGGAAGGGCGGGAUGAAGACGAUGAUGUCCCCCUGGCUAUGCUAUACCCCGACCAAAACAAUAACGAAGAUGAUGAUCGACCCUUGGGGUUGAUGGCGCUGCGGCAGCAAGAAGAAAAUGAGCCUCUGAGCUCACGCCGUGCUAGGCUGCGGGGUGAACCAAUCCCGCAGCCGGAGCAACGUCCUGCUACAAUGUAUGCAGAACCCCCGGCACAUGUUCCUGAGCCGGCCGCCGAGAGUGAUGAUGAGACAGAGAUAGAGACUCUCGCCGAACGACUCCAACGAUUGAAGGGACACAACCGCUCGGAGAGUAAAUUCGCUAGCGACUUGAUGGCUGAAAUUGAUAGCCGGGCUGGAGGUGCGCCCAAAGAAGCCCAAGAAGUCCCCGGUCCUAGCGAGGAAGAGACACUCGCACAACGCCGCAGCCGUCUUCAGAAAGAGUCUGCUGCCCAACUCGGGCCCCCAAAAAACCCGCGAAUGCGCCGGAGCAUGGCCGCGCUUACACAGGGUCGUCCUUCCCAGCUUGCUCGCCAAUCGUCGUAUGAUAUUUUCAAUCAGCGGCCUGUGACCAUGUCCCAGUAUGGGAACCGCAUGUCCAUGCAACAGUUUCCACCCCAAAUGGGAUAUCCGGCACCUGCGGGUUACCCAAUGACACAACAAUAUGGGUAUCCUAUGAACCCUGCGAUGAUGGGCAUGAAUGGCAUGGGAUAUGCUCCAAGCAUGACACAACACCCUAGCCCAGUCCAAGUUGACCCUCAAGUGAUCGAUCGCUGGAGACAAAGCAUCCGUUGA
Molecule: messenger RNA, 2598 nt
Organism: Penicillium vulpinum
Lineage: Eukaryota; Fungi; Ascomycota; Eurotiomycetes; Eurotiales; Aspergillaceae
Exons: 1
Coding region: 1-2598 (865 amino acids)
Source: RefSeq, a predicted model, not a curated record